GUCAGCCUUGGUCGGGGCGGUUUGUUUUGCGGCACGUGCGAAGGGGUAUCGUAAACAUUCCAAUAGCACGGCAAGUGAGUCCUCAAGGCAAAGCUAUGGUCGAAUAUGGCUUUCAGGUCAAAUUAAACCAUAAAUUUCCGGAAAGCUGGGAUGCCAACAUUCGCCCCCGAUUGCAUCAAGUAUGGGGUUUUCUGGUUCUUGGUCUCAGAUACCUGGUGUGGUAUGUUGGAAUGUGGUUCCAUGGAAAGAAGCCCUUUAUAGACCAACUUCAUCCUGUCACUGGAAAACAGAUAUAUGGCGUACCCCUGGGCGGGAUCGGCUCGGGCACGAUGGGCCGCGGUUUCCGCGGCGAGUUCACCCGGUUCCAGAUGCGGCCGGGCCUGUACGACUACGGCACGGCCGACGCCGACCAGUUCAUCGUCAGCGUGGCUGGCCGGGCCGGCGGCCGCGCGCGCUACCAGCAGGUGCUGAGCGCGUGCGACGCGCCGGCCGACCGGCUGUCGGCCUGGCGCUGGGCGUUCCCCGGAGACCUGGCCUCGUACCGCGGCCUGUAUCCGCGCUCCUGGACCGUCUUCACGCUGCCCGGCGAGGACCUGCAGCUGACGGUGCGGCAAGUCUCGCCCGUCAUACCGCACAACUACAAGGACACGUCUCUACCGUGUAGUGUGUUCGUCUGGGACAUCGAGAAUACAGGCGACGAACAGAAGGACGUCAGCGUCACCUUCACGUUCGAGAACGGGACAGGGUGCAAGAACUCCAGUGCGGAGUGCAGCGUCGCGCCGUUCGGUUCGGAGCAGCACUCGGCCGGCGGCGUCUGCGGCAUGGCCAUCGACCAGGAGAUCGCCGGCGUCCCGUGUCGGUACGCGCUGGCCGCCCGGCUCAAGGAUGACGUGGCCGUCAGCAGAGGGUCGUUUGACCCGACGGGAAAUGGGCUUGACCUUUGGAAUGAGCUGGCUCAGACCGGGAGUCUGACCUUACAGACGGACAAAGCGCACGGGCCAGAUGUGGGCGUGGCGGUGAGCGCUCGAGUAACGGUGCCGGCCGGCGAACGCCGCUCUCUGGAGAUGAGUCUAGUGUGGCACAUGCCCGAGGUCCACUUCCUGGGAGGGGAACGCCGCGUCAGCAGGUACUACACCAAGUGGUUCGAGACGGGCCGGCAGGGCGCCGACCAGCUCAGCCGGUACGCGUUGGACUGCUUCUCGAGCUGGGAGAGCGACAUCGAGGCCUGGCAGCGGCCCGUGUUGACCGACCCAGAUCUGCCCGACUGGUACAAGUCGGCCAUCUUCAACGAGCUGUACUACAUAUCAGACGGCGGCAGUCUGUGGAUCCGGAUGCCCGGGGAGGAUCAGCUGCCUGAGACGGACCCCAGGCGGGAGUACGGCCGGUUCGGGUACCUCGAGUCGCACGAGUACAUCAUGUACAACACGUACGACGUGCAUUUCUACUCGUCGGCGGCGCUGGUCCAGCUCUGGCCGCAGCUGCAACUCUCCCUGCAGUACGACAUGGCCGAGUUUGUGGCGCAGGAGGACCCGGAGACCCGCACCAUGCUCUACAGCGGCCAGACGGCGCCCCGGAAGAGGGCCAACACAGUGCCGCACGACGUCGGCAACCCGGGCAUGCCGGGUGAGAUGCCGUUCUGCAAUAUCAACAGCUACCAGAUUCAUGACGUGUCGGCGUGGAAGGACCUGAACCUCAAGUUUGUCCUGCAGGUGUACCGCGAUCUGCGGGUGACGGGCGACCGACGCUACCUGCGGCACAUGUGGCCCACCUGCUGCGCCGUCAUGAACGUGGCGCGGGCCUGGGACACGGACGGCGACGGCAUGAUCGAGAACUCGGGAAUGCCCGACCAGACGUACGACACGUGGGUCAUGGAGGGUGUCAGCGCCUACUGUGGCGGUCUCUGGAUCGCCGCCCUCUACACCAUGAGGGAGAUGGCGCGCGAGCAGGCGCUAGCCGAGCAGGUCGACCUGUACGACGCCAUGCUCACCAAGGCGCAGAAGGUGUACAUCGAUAAGCUCUGGACCGGCUCGUACUACCGGUUCGACUCGUCGGCCAGCGGACACGCCCAGUGCAUCAUGGCAGACCAGCUGUGCGGCCACUGGUACCUGAGGUCCUCUGACGUCACAGAGCCGGUGUUCAGCCACGUGGAGACGGCGCUGCGCACGGUGUACGAACACAACGUGCUGCUGUUCCGCGAUGGCCGCCAAGGCGCCGUCAAUGGCAUGAUGCCCGACGGCCAGGUCAACGAGCACACCAUGCAGAGCGAGGAGACGUGGACCGGCGUCACGUACGCCCUGGCCGCCGCCAUGCUGCACGAGGGCAUGGUCGAGGAGGGGUUCCGCACGGCCGAAGGCAUCUACCGCACCGUGUAUGAGCGGAUCGGCCAGGGCUUCGAGACGCCCGAGGCACUCUACCCGGAGAAGCACUACCGCGCCGUCGGGUACAUGCGCCCGCUCAGCAUCUGGGCCAUGCAGCACGCCUGGGAACAGCGGCGCCGGGCCGCUGGUGACGCCGUCUAGCGGCGACACGGGGAACUAGCACCUGCUUUCGGCACCGCUGCGUGGCGCGCCGGACGCCGGGAGUCGUGUGGGGUUUAGAGUGUGAGUAUGUGUGUGAGACUGGCUAGACAGCGUAUAAUCCGUGCGUCCCGUGUCUUAAGUUUGGCUAAAUGAUUAUAUAUCUGCUAGUCAAACUUUGCUGAUCGCGUGCUUGAUAUUAACGCCGCAAUCCGUCUGUGAUUACUGGCCAUGUCAGCAUGGCGCGUCGGAUGUAAAUAGUUGCAAGUGUAAGGCUUUCGCCAAUCACUCUCAACAUCUGAUGAACAUAGCGUUUUGUCUCAGCUUGAUUACAACUCAUUUAUUGUCCUCGAUACUGAGCAUGAUUUGGCUACGCUGGAUGGAAAUGGUCGUAGUGAGAAGCUGAUCACACUGGCGCCGUGCAGCUGACCACGUUGCAGCAUCUGUGGUGCACUUCUCAGGGCUGGUGUUGGACCACUGUCUUGGUGGCCUUGAUAGUUUUGCAACGCAUUAUAGUGCUGUGGCCGGUGACAACUGACCGUCGUGGGACUACUCCGUGAUGAGCAUUCUAGCACUGCUGUAGUGUCAUCAGCAUUGAAACUGGCUUGUUCCGGGCGGCGACCCCAACAUGCAGGACCACUGAACACAUGCAAUAACAGUUGUACAUUAUCAAGGUCAGUGAUCAACAUGCAAAAGGUGAAGGUCCAAAAACAAAACGCAAGGCGAAAAAGACACUCGAAAUCAAUGUGCCAGUACUACACGACUGCCAAGCAACUGCUGAUACCUCGCCACAGUUAUGUUUGCGCCGAUCUCCUCUCCGCUAUGAUGUGCCAGAGAAUACCCGUUGCGCUGUGUCUGGAUGCUGUGGAGUCUGAUCGGUGCUGCCCCCCGUGCUCCUCCCCAGAGCCUCGCUCGUUUUCCUUUGCUGCGCCGCGCGCCCGGCCCGGCCCAACCAGCUCCGCCCUGCUGGCGGCCGUACUGUGCCUUCCUGCCCCCCCCCCCCCCCCCCCAGACGCGCUGUGCCUUCGUCCGCGGAUGUCUGGUGCUGUCCGACCGUCGGCCGCUGCUGGGACAGUGUGCAGUGCUGUGUAGCAUCUAGCGCUGAUCCCCGACGGUGUCCGGUGCUGUGUAGCACCCAGUCGUGAUCCCCGACAGUGUCCGGUGCUGUGUAGCACCCAGUCGUGAUCCCCGACAGUGUCCGGUGCUGUGUAGCACCCAGUCGUGAUCCCCGACAGUGUCCGGUGCUGUGUAGCACCCAGUCCUGAUCCCUGACAGUGCCCGGCGCUGUGUAGCAUCCAGUCCCGAUCCCUGGCAGUGGCCGGCGCUGUGUAGCAUCCAGCCCUGGUCCCCGACAGUGUCCGGUGCUGUGUAGCAUCGGGAACUAACCCAUCGCCCCAACGCCGUGCACGUGCGCUCCUGUCGUUUGUGUCUGCUUCGCAACAAUUCGGCGCAAUGGCCGAGACAAAUAUGCUUGUUGUCCGAGCGGCGUUGCGCUUGUGAGGUCAGCGCGUGCCUUCUUCGCCAUCUCCACAUGAGAUGUGUGUGGUGCUGCUUAGGUGAGGGCGUUGUGCAGCCAGCUUUACACCUCCAGCGCGCCUUGUCGCGUGUGUGUAUUGUGCGUUGUCCAGCCGAGAAGUGGACGGAACGCCGGCUGGCCGUGCGGCCGCGCCUCGCUGACCGGCGGGCCGGUGCGCCGUCACCGGGUCGGUAGCGGUAAGCAGUUCAGCUGCGCGCACUUGCCAUGCCAGGUGUGACGUCAUUGGUGCUACCGCAGUGCAUUGUCUGCAUGUAAGUUCACGCGCAGGCCCGUUUGCGCUCUGCUGUUUUUCACUCUGCCGUGCGUGCUUCACCUGUGAUUUAAUAUAAUCCAAUCGGUAAGUGUAAUCCGUUUCGUGUCUUGUAUGUAAUCAAGCCUCUGUCAAUUAUGUCUUGCCCUUCAUAUGGAUGACAUCCGCAGAACUCUUCACGCACGCUCCAGCUUUACGGAAGCCAUGAUCGUUGGUGCUUUUAAUAUUGUUGUACUCAAUAAAAUCGGAUCGGCUUCAGAUGGAAA
Pollicipes pollicipes is the source of this 4569-nucleotide messenger RNA. Its product is annotated as non-lysosomal glucosylceramidase. Lineage: Eukaryota; Metazoa; Arthropoda; Thecostraca; Pollicipedomorpha; Pollicipedidae. The transcript has 17 exons. Gene Ontology annotation, cellular component: membrane. Gene Ontology annotation, molecular function: beta-glucosidase activity; glucosylceramidase activity. Gene Ontology annotation, biological process: carbohydrate metabolic process; glucosylceramide catabolic process. Bases 96 to 2519 code for a protein of 807 amino acids. The record is from RefSeq and is a predicted model, not a curated record.